AUGAAUGCGCGAGUCAUCGUCCUCGUGUGCUUCAUCGGUUUGUCGCUUCAUCGAGUCGUCUCAACUGGCGAUUCGAGCGCAAAAAGCAACCGCUUUCUCUUCUCGGCAACAGGAUUAGCCAGCGGGACCUCUCUGUCUGUUCUGAAGGACUCCGAGGCAUCCAGUUUGACUGACUGUACCCGGCAAUGUUCUGAAAACCAUGAACUGUGUUCGGUUUCGGCGAUCGCCAGCGGCCAGGGAGUUCGUCAGUGUAUUACCUACAGUAACACCCGAGUGGUUGGAACAGUGGGAGAGGUGGCGGCAAACUGGACUGUGGCAGAAAAUUUCACUGAUGUGGGUGAUGCCUUGACAAAAUGGUCCUAUGCUUUAGACUGUAGUGAGUUGUACUCCCGCGGUUUCACCACGGACGGGCAAUACUUGAUCCGCCCGGACCCCUCGCAGCCUGUGGUGAAGGUUUGGUGUGAUAUGACAGACUCCCCGGGAGGCUGGACGGUGUUCUUUAAACGUUACGAUGACUCUGUGAAUUUUCACUCACACAACUGGGCGGGCUACAAAGCGGGUUUCGGCGACGCGAGCGGUGAGUACUUCAUCGGCUUGGAGACGCUGCACGGCCUCACGCAGCUUGCCACUACUACACUUAAGGUGGAUUUGUGGGGAAACAACAACGCGUUCAAGUAUGCGGAGUACAGCUCAUUUGCCGUGGGCGCAGGUAAGACGUUACUUCCAUAA
Molecule: messenger RNA, 729 nt
Organism: Lingula anatina
Lineage: Eukaryota; Metazoa; Brachiopoda; Lingulata; Lingulida; Lingulidae
Product: microfibril-associated glycoprotein 4
Source: RefSeq, a predicted model, not a curated record